This is a messenger RNA of Plasmodium cynomolgi strain B, 828 nucleotides long. Its product is annotated as tryptophan-rich antigen. The coding region runs from base 1 to 828 and encodes 275 amino acids. The transcript has 2 exons. NCBI's taxonomy places the organism in Eukaryota, Apicomplexa, Aconoidasida, Haemosporida, Plasmodiidae. The record is from RefSeq and is a predicted model, not a curated record.
AUGGUCGCCUUAUUACCAAUUUCGUUUUUUUUGUUAUCUGCUGCUUAUCUUUUAAGUAAAAUUUCUCCCUCCUCUCAAAACGAAGUAGAGUACAUUCAACAGGAACCACUGGACAUACUAAACCUAGAAGAAGGUGAUAUAGAAAAAACCGAACAAUGGAAAGAUAAUGAAUGGCAUAACUGGAAGUUGAAAUUGGAAGAAGAUUGGGAUUCAUUUUCUGUAUCUUUGCUAAAGGAUAAGAAAGAAUUUAUGAAAAUAAAAACAAGUGAAUUAAAUGGAUGGAUUAUUCUCGAGGAAAAUAAAUGGAAUAAUUUUUCGGAAUAUUUGAGUGAAGAAUACAAAAAUUAUCUAUUAAAUAAAUCCGCAAAAUGGGAUGAUAUUGAUUGGGAAAAAUGGGCAAAUACAGAGAUGAUAGCUCAUCUUGAUAAAGAUUAUAAAACAUGGUCUGCAAAUACAGAACAAUCCAUAAAGGACUUAGUAAGAGGAGAAUGGAAUAAAUGGCAACAUGAUAAAGUUUCAUCCUGGUUAUCGAGUUCCUGGAAACAAUUUGGAGCUAUGUAUUGGGAUUUACAGGAAAGUAGAAACUGGGACUUAUAUUCACACUCAGAUGAAAUGAAAGAGCACUGGAUUAAAUGGAAUGAUAGAAAUAAUAGAGAAAAUACUGAAUGGUCAAACUGGGUGCAAAAUAAAGAAUAUUUUAUUACAUACGCAGAGCACAGUGAUAUUGAACAAUGGAAAUAUGAUAAUUAUUCCUUAUACAACACCUGGAGAAAGGACUUUAUUAAUAAAUGGGUACUUGAAAAAAGAUGGAAUUCAAUACUCUGUUAG